AUGUGCAAGUGCCCGCCUAGCGACCGGAUGUUGGUGCUGUUUGCAUAUGCCCUGCUGGUGGAGAAGAUCCUGCGUGAGCAGCCGGGUGUCGGGCAGCUGUAUUUGCUCAUCCAACCCACCGCGCUCAGCACGGCAUCGCAGCGCCUCAAGCAACAGGUGCGCUGCCUGCUCCGUGCGCUCAGGUGCUUCUUCCUUCUCCCCCGCUCCUUGCCCCCUCCUUCCCCCGCGUCUCUGCUUCUCCCCUCACUCCCCCACAUGCUCUCCUUCCCCCUUCCUUCACGGCGCGUCUCUCCUGCUCCCGCGUCUGCGUGCCCCUCCCUCCACUGCGUGUGCUUCCAGCCCCCCCUCGCGCGGCAUCCUGCACCUCCACCUGCGCCCCACAACACACCCUCCUCUCCUCCGCUGCUCCCCCCCUCUCCACCCCCCCAUCAGGUGGUGCCCUCGCCGCUCUUCGCUCACCUGCGGCAGCGCCACGGGGAGGGCUACGAGGCGUUCAUGGCGAGCAAGCUCACGGCGGUGCCGGGCAACAUGGGCAGCGACGGCCUGGGGCUGCCUGCACAAGACGCUGCUGCACUGGCGGGCUCGCUGCACGUCAUCUUCAACUUCGCCGCCACCACUGACUUUGAAGCCCCGUAUGACGUGGCACUCAACAUCAACACCCUGGGCCCGCGGCGGCUGCUGGCCUUCGCCAAGCAGUGCACGCAGCUGGAGCUGCUGGUGCAUGUGUCCACUGGUGAGGCGCAACUGACAAUUCAGGGCCGACAGGGCUUUAGAUGUGAUGUUUCCUAUGUGAACGGGCAGUACAAGGGGAGGUGCAUGGAGCAGCCCUUCUCUCCCGGCGACACCAUGGCAGCCAAGCUGCUCACCUGCUCCCCCCGCCCCUCUGCCACUGCUGCUGCUGCUGCUGCUGCUGCCUCCAAGGUGCCCGUGCUUGAUCUGGACGGGGAGGUCGCACAGGCACUUAGGGAGCGAGCAGCAGUGGAGGCAGCUGCAGCGGCGAGAGGGGCGAGCGAGGAGGAGGUGGUAGCUGCAGUCGAGGCGCACAUGUGCGCUCUGGGUCGCGCCAGGGCGAGCAUGUUUGGCUGGCAGGACACGUACGCACUGAGCAAGUCAAUGGGGGAGAUGGCACUGGCGGAGCAGCACAACGGGGCGGAAGGGGAAGCGCCGGUGCCGGUGGUGGUGGUGCGGCCGAGCAUAGUGGAGAGUGCACUCUACGAGCCCAUGCCCGGAUGGAUCGAAGGCUUUCGGAUGACAGAUCCAGUGCUCAUGGCAUACGGCAAGGGAGCCAUUCCAGGCUUCCUCGCUAAGCCAGACGGCGUCUGUGACAUGCAUUUUGCUGCAAACCCCAUGAAGCGGAAGGAUGGAACUCCUAUCGUUGUAUCCCCUGCGAUACUCUUUCCAUGGGUUAGGCUCUACAGGGUGGCUAUUUGGUUUCAGUAUCGACUGCCCAGGCUUUUAAUGAAAAUUGAUCCAAGAAAUGGACCAGCACAGCAGCAACGGGCUGCGAUGUUAACAAGGAGGCACAACCAUUGCGAGCGCUUAGCUAGGGUUUACGCCCCUUACUGUCUAGGAAAGGCGCGGUUUGACUCGAGCAACACCGAAGACUUGUUCUCUGCAAUGUCACUUGAAGAGCAACAAAUCUUCAAGUGCAAUGUCUCUGACAUCAAUUGGAACGACUACAUCUGCCUCGUUCACAUCCCUGGCUUGCGCAAGUUCGUUGUGAAGGAAAAGGCCUCUUAA
Messenger RNA from Closterium sp. Yama58-4, 1740 nucleotides. Lineage: Eukaryota; Viridiplantae; Streptophyta; Zygnematophyceae; Desmidiales; Closteriaceae. The record is from the annotation of a GenBank genome assembly.